This is a messenger RNA of Phanerochaete carnosa HHB-10118-sp, 832 nucleotides long. RefSeq lists its product as uncharacterized. The annotation marks the transcript as partial. The transcript has 2 exons. NCBI's taxonomy places the organism in Eukaryota, Fungi, Basidiomycota, Agaricomycetes, Polyporales, Phanerochaetaceae. The record is from RefSeq and is a predicted model, not a curated record.
GAUCCUAUCGCAUUUAUAGCAUUCCUGUUGAUUUUCAAAGUUUGCGCGUCAGCCUGUUCAUAUCGAUUUGAUCGACGGCAUUCCGCGGUUGCAGACAAUGAGGCACGGCCCUGAACAACAUCACCGUUCCUUCUCGUCUUGCCGUCGACCAUAUACCCCUACCACUCUCCAAGGUCUUCCAAGAAGCUGCCAUGUUAGCUUCGGCAGCAGACAUUCCCGAAGAGUUAUUUGAAUUAGUUUCGGAAAUCCUGACUCGGAACGUAACGUUCAUCCGUGAGCCGGAGGACCGCGCCCCAGUCAAACGUUGUAUGAACCGAUGCUCGCUCGUGUGCAAGUUCUGGGCCUUGCAAUGUCGCCCUCGCAUAUUCAGCCAUCUCACCUUGCGAUCUAUUGAAGACACUCAAACCCUGCUCAAUCUCUCACGUGUGGUCAGGCGUUACGUCGUUAACAUCUUCCUUGAAGAGAUAGAGCCCUGCGAGCCGUGGACACACAUCGUCCAUCGCGCAGUUGCGAGCGGUGAGCUCUCGCCGGACACUAUAUCCCACAGGCUCGAUGGUGCCUGUACGCCGACGUCUGUCCAAAUUCUCCGUUCUUUACACCCGUCCUUACCUCAGCGGACUCCUGUGGCCUAUCAAGAACACAUCUUCCUCCAUGUUACGAACUACCGGCUACGGGUUUUCACAGAUAUUGCGCAGCUAGUGCGCAAACUGCUGGAGUCAAGGAACUGGCAGAUCGAGUUUACCAACAUCUCGUGGAUCAAGACCCCCGAAACUGUUCCUUCCGCGCUUGGGAUGAAGAAUCGGGCGAUGUGCCACAACAUCGAAAUCAGGCA